Messenger RNA from Sorghum bicolor (sorghum), 3374 nucleotides. Its product is annotated as protein ETHYLENE-INSENSITIVE 2. Lineage: Eukaryota; Viridiplantae; Streptophyta; Magnoliopsida; Poales; Poaceae. Gene Ontology annotation, cellular component: membrane. The transcript is spliced from 7 exons. Gene Ontology annotation, molecular function: cadmium ion transmembrane transporter activity; manganese ion transmembrane transporter activity. The record is from RefSeq and is a predicted model, not a curated record. Gene Ontology annotation, biological process: metal ion transport. Bases 548 to 1948 code for a protein of 466 amino acids.
CCGCGUGCGGGCUGCGCUUGCUCUUGGAUGAGGAUUGAGGAUCACAUCGCACCGCCCGCCGCCCACCGCCGGCACGCGACGGCGUCGCCAGAGCGGCGCGUCCGCGCUGUCCUUCCUGCAUGCUUGCCACCCAGCUCGCCUCGCCACGCGUCUCGUGGCGCUAUUGCUCGCUUCCCUCGCCACGGGCCACGGCGCACCUGCGGACAUUAGUGGGCAGCCCGUCAUCUCCCGAGCAAAUCGCGCCUGCUAGGCCGAAACCUAGGUAGGAAGACGAGGUCCUCUUCUCUGCCGCUGGCCUCCGCGCCGGUCGUUGUCCGCAAGCACCACCGCGGUAAGCCACCAACCGCCUUUCGAUCGCCGGGCCCCAUCGCCAAACCAUCUCGCCGCCUCGUGAGCCGACCUACCAUCAUCAGUUGAGGUCACUACUCACUAGGGCUUUGGAAAUUCAAAGUAAGCUGCUUGGAUCAUAGCGAGAGAGUACAAAGGGCCUGAGUUUGUGAGCAGUCGAUCCAUACUGAGCUUUGCAGACCAUCAUUGCUCCUGCACAAUGGACGGUGUGCGAUCCAUAGAGUCCCUGGCUGCUGGAGAUGCUCCGCAUAAUUCUUUCCGAACCCUUGGACCAGCACUCGUGGUCUCAAUGGGGUAUCUUGACUUCGGGAAAUGGUUGGUGGCAGUGGAAGCUGGGUCUCGGUUUGGCUAUGAUCUUGUCCUGCUCGUGCUGCUUUUUAAUUUAUCAGCUAUUCUGUGUCAGUACCUCUCGAGUUGUAUCGGCAUUGUCACCGGGAAGAACCUUGCCGAGAUUUGCCACCAGGAGUAUAAUCAGAAAAUAUGUGUUAUUCUUGGUCUUCAAGCAGGACUGUCCUUGUUAACUUCUGAACUGACCAUGAUUGCAGGCAUCGUAGUUGGGUUCAACCUUGUAUUUGAAAGCAAUGAUCCUAUCACAGUUGUAUGUUUAACAAGUGUUGUAGUUAAUCUGCUACCAUAUACACUCUCCCUUCUGAGCAUGAGGAAGGCCGGAAUGUUUAAUGCCUACGUAUCUGGCUUUACACUAGUUUGUUUUGUGCUUGGUUUAUUAGUCAGCCAUCCCAAGACCCCUGUCGAUACGAACGUAAUGUUCCCCAAGUUGAGUGGUGAAAGUGCUUACUCACUGAUGGCACUACUUGGCACAAAUAUAAUAGUACACAACUUUUAUACUCAUUCAUCAGUUGUUCAGGUUCAGAGAAGAUUUCAGGGUCAUACGCUUGGUUCUCUGUUUCAUGGUCACUUCUUUUCUAUACUAUUUGCAUUUUCUGGUAUCUUUCUUGUGAAUUAUAUUCUGCUGAGUUCAGCAGCUGAUGAGUCCAAAAACACAAUGGCCCUUAACUUCCAAGAUGCUAGACAGCUAAUGAAUCAGGUACUUACAAAUCCUGUGGCGCCAAUUGUAUUAUUGGUGAUCCUUAUCUUUUCAGGCCACAUCGUAUCAGUGACGUGUAUUAUUGGCAGUGAUGUAAUUUCAGAGAAUCUCUUCGGCCUAAAACUGCCUCUUUUUGCACACCAUCUGUUACCUAAGGUUUUUGCCAUGAUUGCUACUAUAUACCAUGCGAAGGUUGCAGGAUUUGAAGGGUUAUAUCAGUUACUUAUCGUCUGCCCAAUUGUCCAAGCUAUGCUCCUUCCUUCGUCUGUUAUACCUGUUUUCCGCAUUUCCUCAUCAAGAUUAUUGAUGGGCAGAUACCGGAUACCUCUAUAUGUUCAAAUAUUGUCCUUCCUAGCAUUUCUUCUAACGCUGUUUACAAAUAUCAUUUUUGCGGCGGAAGUUCUGUUUGGUGAUAGCACUUGGACAAAUGACCUGAAAGGGAACACUGAAAACCCUAUGCUACUUCCAUAUAUCGUUGUAGUCCUGGUCUCUUGUGCAUCUAUUGGUUUUGCACUGUUCCUUGCUGUUACUCCAUUAAAAUCAGCAUGUAAUUAAGCUGAGAGAAUGUUGUCCGUGCACUCAUCACAGAGAGAAACGUUGGAUGCCACUCAUCGCAGCAAAGCAACUUCUCUGAAAAAUGGGGCACAUGAAGUUCAGAGGUCAUUAGUCAUCCCUGUUCCACAGGAUUCAUCGAAAGGCCAUCAGAAAUAAUUUUGUGGCAUACCACUCAUCUUAGAUCAGCUUUCGAUCAUAUGGGCAGCUCUGUCGCUACUCUAGAAGCAACUACUCCAUAUGGCUAGUAAUCCUGAAGCUCACCCUUGCCGUGAGGUAACAAAAUCAGCUAAGCUUAUGUCAACUGAAAUGGUUGUGGAAGUAUACGCAGAUGCCUGCAUUGUAGGGGCACAUGCUCUGGAAUUCGACAAGUCUGCUUGAGGUAAAACACCAAAUGAUCAAUGCAAUGAACAAGUAUUCCUAUCUCGAUCAUUUAAAUUCACACUUGACAUUGGUCCUAUGAUGAUUGCACCUCUGUUUGUGGGAGUGAAAGUGAUGACUUAUCUACUUAUUACUCAAAGAAACACCACAGUUUCACCUUCAUCUGUGGUGAUUGCUGCAAGCAGAAGAAUGUUUUUGUUGAAUGAAGCAUAUUAAUGUGGAUAGUGGUGCUGCAAAUCAGGUGGUUUCUCUGUAGGAUACAUAUGACAAAUCACCAUGAAGCAAAUUAAUGUUGACAGUGGUGCUGCAAUUCAGGUGGUUCCUCUGUAGGAUACAUAUGAAAAAUCACCAUGUGUGGACUUGGCAACCAGGUUCUAGUCUCAACUUGCACAUAAGGGGGCUCUUGCGAGUUGUGACACAAUCUUCUGACAUCAAAGCAUGAACACUAGCCCUGCUAAAUCCCUUCAGGCCAAGCAGCCAUUUGGUGUGGCCAGCUCGGAAUUGAAUAAGAGUGAGGUUUCACUGGUAGAUCUAGUGGCAGGGUCAAAGGAUGAUUUCCCUUACCAAAUAUGCUUGCAUUCUUGAGGCAAAUCGUUGGUCCCGCAUUCUCCAGUACCCUGGAACACCUCGUCCCCAGUCCCCACAGGGUGUGCGUGCAUCCCUAGCAGCCUCCAGCAGCCGAGCCUGGAUGAAAAGCCCAUCACUGGUCGGUGUCGGUCUCAACAUGCCGCGCGCCUGUGAUCUUGGAGGCUGCAAAGACGUGGAGGUGGAGCCGAAUGCACAUCAAGAAAAGGGAGGUAGUUUUCCGAUGGGACGCUGUAAAUUUCACUUCACCUUAACUCUAGGGUCUCCGCAGUUUGGCUGGUUGAGUUGCUGUUUGUUGCUUGCUGCCCGAAAGUUCUUAGGCUCAGGCCUAUUUAAAUCUGAGCUUGUUGCAUUUACAUUGCCAGAUGCCUAGGUCUUGUUAUUAUCCCUAAAUGCCCUGAACAGAACUGUCUUAAUGUAGUGAUUGGACCAAAAGUUGGGUGGCCACCGUCAUGUUGCGUUU